CUUCCCUGCUGCUUCGCCGCCGCCCGUCCUCGUCAGCUGCCAUGCCGCCCUGCUCUACCACUUCUCCACCGCGACUGUUGCGAUUUCGUGCGCGGAGUGAUUGGGCGAGCGCGACCUUCCCUACGAAGGCGACUCCGCGUCGAGUCCCAUGCCCAUCUCCCUUCUCCACGCCACCCCUACCAUCACCUCGACGCGGGGCAUGCCAGCUCCUCCUCUCCCCUUCCCUUAAUCCAGAUCCGUGGAGGUGGCCGGCAGGAACGCCAUCGACCUUAGGGUUGAGCAGUGGCGAUCAUCCCAGAUCAGAGUCAUCCGGCAUCGCUCGAGGGAGACGGUGUCUGUACAACAUUGUGGCAUCCUCGUCGGUCGAUCUACGUGCAGCUGCGGCUCCCUGUCCCGGCAAGGUCUCCGAGGACGGCUGGCUGUGGCUAGCGAAGGCGGUGGCGCCAACGUCGAGGGUGAAGUCAGGUUUGCGGGAACUCAUCGAUCCGGUCAGUGGAGCGCAUCUUCCCUCCGUCGUGGCUGCUGCUGUAUUGGGGUGCUUGCCAUGCUUGGGUGGUGAUGCUCUGUCUUCCACCCUGACUUCUUGUCAGUCGAUCUACGCGCAGCUGCGGCUCCAUGUACCGACAAGGUCUCUGUGGAUGACAAGCUCAUUGAGUAUGUCACCCUCCUCCUCGUCCGCUUCCUCGACGUCCUCUAGGACCUACACGCCCGCGAGUUCAUACGUCUGGUCUACUUCCGAGAUCCGCAUAUCAUUUGUUCAAUGAUAUUCCCAUACAGAUUGUUUGGUUGUGUUUCUACUAUACAGGUGCAUCAGCGCUACAAGCCGGCAUGGCUGCUUUCUUUUCUUCUGUACUUUCCUUUCUUUUGUCUUUGCCUGAUUGACAUUGUGUUACUCAUGUUCUGCCCAAUUAGUUUUGCAGUUGCUUAAUCUUGGUGU
Triticum dicoccoides is the source of this 937-nucleotide messenger RNA. RefSeq lists its product as uncharacterized. Bases 42 to 764 code for a protein of 240 amino acids. The record is from RefSeq and is a predicted model, not a curated record. The transcript has 2 exons. Lineage: Eukaryota; Viridiplantae; Streptophyta; Magnoliopsida; Poales; Poaceae.